Molecule: messenger RNA, 798 nt
Organism: Myripristis murdjan (pinecone soldierfish)
Lineage: Eukaryota; Metazoa; Chordata; Actinopteri; Holocentriformes; Holocentridae
Product: trypsin
Exons: 5
Coding region: 1-798 (265 amino acids)
Biological process (GO): proteolysis
Molecular function (GO): serine-type endopeptidase activity
Source: RefSeq, a predicted model, not a curated record
AUGAAGCUGCUGCUGUGUCUCUGUGGUGGGCUGCUGCUGGAACUCUUGGCAGUCGACUGCCAGGUGCUCACGCAGGGGCGUAUAGUUGGUGGUUAUAUACCUGCACCAAACUCCAUCAAAUAUAUUGUGUCACUGCAGAGCACGAAAGGCCGACACUUCUGUGGUGGAUCACUGAUUCACAAGUCCUGGGUGCUGACUGCAGCACACUGUAACAUUGGGGCAGAGCACAUGAUGAUAGUGGCGGGCGAUUACACCAUCAGUACCUAUGAGGGCACUGAGCAGUACUCAAAACCCCACAGGCUGGUAACCCAUCCCCUCUACAACAAGAGCACCAACAAUGCUGACAUCAUGCUCAUUAAGUUGCGGGAGCCCAUGGUGCUGAACAAAUAUGUAUCGCUGGCCCCCCUCCCCAGACAGGGCACCGGUAUGAUAGAGGGUCGGGUGUGUCGGGUGUCUGGGUGGGGCUACACCAGUCUGGUAGAAGGCCAGGUGCCCUUCACUCUGAGGACCGUCAAAGUGCCCAUUGUCUCCACUGCGAGGUGUAACAGCAGUGAGUCUUUCAACGGAAACAUCACCACAAACAUGAUCUGUGCUGGCUACAGCGCUGGUGGAAAGGACGCGUGCAAGGGAGAUUCUGGCGGGCCACUGGUGUGCGAGGGGCGCGUCUACGGUGUUGUAUCCUGGGGCAACGGCUGUGGGGACGCCAAGUUUCCGGGAGUCUACACGGCAGUAUCCAAGUUCCGCCGGUGGAUAGACCGAACCAUCUAUGGGUCCCUCUUGCGAUGUGUGAAAUACUAG